AUGGAGACGGCGUCGGUAAAUAUGGCGGUAGUCGCGCCGCCGUCCACGGCGGCGUCAGGAUCGAACGAUAGUCUGGCGAUUGUGCCGGACAAGAGGCCGGCACACAGGCCAGGCGGGUGUGUCGGUGUCUUAUUCCAGUUCUUCGACUGGAACCGGCGUCUUGCCAAGAAGAGGUUCUUCUCCAGGAAGCUCCUUCCCCGAGGUACACUCCCGGACCUCCCAAUCAUAAUUUAGGAGAGUGAUUUCGCUCAUCACUCAUACUCAAUUUGUUCAGACCGCGCGUCCAAGAGUAUCUCCAAGGCCUCCGGCGAAGAGAGGACUCCUGUAACAAAGCCACAAAUGGUACAGUCCCCAUCAAGCCCAUCCCUCAUCAUCUUCUUCUUCUGACCUUUUACUGUUAUCUUUGGAGGUAGAUUGCGGACGAGAACACGGGAGGGUUUCCUAAUGGGAAGAUGGUCAAGGCCGACAAUGGCAUCCGGUCCUCUGUUUCCAAUUCUGAGAGAGAGAAGCCGACGAGCUCCCCAGGACUGGUGGCGCGGCUGAUGGGCCUCGAGUCCAUGCCCGCUACCUCGCGCAAUGGCAAGCCGAGGAAGGCCGUCGAUGAUGUUUCCUUCUCGGACGCCUCUAACGUUGACCGCUCCGGCGCCGCCGUCUGCUCCGACUCCGGCGACCGUGCAAAGCCCGAGCUCGGCCCCCAGAAACCGCGGAAGACGGGGUUUUUUGACGGGCGUCCGGUGUCUGCUGCCCGGAGCUGCUCAGAGGCGCUGGCGUUCAACAGGAGCAUGAUCACCCGUUCAAGGAAGCCGAACAAGAGGCUGGCUUCCCCUGUUAAAAGCCCCAGACUAGCAGGGAGGAGGAGCUCCGCCAGGCUAAUGGAGGCCGCCUCUAGAAUCCUGGAGCCUGGUUUGCAAGCCAGGAAUCGCACUAGAUACGCUCUGAGGAACUCUUCGCCGCCGACGGAGGAGAGCCCCAAUGUCAGUGCCACAUUUGUCAGCCCUUGCCAUAACUGUGGAAGCUUGGUGGAAGUCCCAGAAGUGAGGAGGGAAGCCGGCGAGUCCGCGGCGAUGGCAGAGUACGAGCCGUCUUCCUCUUCGUCAUCCUAUUCUUUCUCUGACCUUAGCAGCUUCUCUCCUCACAGUGGGUUUCAUGAGACCGUACCAGCCCCGCCGCACUUCUCAAGUGAGAGAAAACGAGCUCCGCCCGCCCCUGUUGAAGCAAAGCCCAGCGGGCAGACCAGAUCUCAUCAUUUUGCUUCAUCUUUUUCUCCCAAGAAAGACAGUCUGAGGCAGAGAGAGAUCCCCCAGGUCAGAGAAGAGGCGUUUCCUCCGCCAAGGCCUGGUACCAGGGAGUGGGAAAGAAGGGGGCAGCCGUCUUCCUUCACCGAGCCCAUGCGUUUGAGUGCCCCGCGAAGCCCCAGCCACCCGAUGACAAGGCCUUCCAAGGCGAUGGACAUCCAGAGACUAGAAAUCCGGGGGGUCGGCAAAAGCAGAGCUGGAAACACCAAUAAUGGCGCCAAGCUUGAUCUCCUCCAUUCUUCUUUCUCUAAGAGGAAGGCCGCUACCAGUGACUUGCCUGACAGGAAAGUGCCCAACGCAACAAGUCCCCGAUCUAUCUAUGGAAAUUCUUCCAGAGGAGAAUUACAGGGUCUCGGCAGCGGCAGGAACGGCGGCGGCGUCCUUUUGGUGAGGAGGAACGGUGCUGAGCGCGGUGGAGACGCUGAUUCCCUCCCUGAAUCAUCGGGGACGGAGUCGAGGGACGGAAAUUCUGUCUCUAAAAGAUUGUUGGAUCAGAGGAUCGACGCCUUGAGUGUUCUUCUCGGGCAGAAGAUCCGGGAGUUCACCUGUUCAGGGCCUGAUCUGUCGGCAUCAACAGACGACGUUCAGUCGGCAAGGUCAGCCGCUGCCGUCCUCGAGGAACUGAUCUCUGCCCUAUCAGUCGCCGCACGGCCGCCGCCUCCGAAGACAGAAGGCAACCUCUCGCUCGAUCUGCGAGGGCCAUGUUGUGCUAGCAACAAGGGCUUUCCCAAGAGGCCGAAACUCGUCGCCAUCCCAAGAUUUCAGGUCAGUUGAACCAUAUAAGCCCUAAAAUAUUGGCAACAUGAUCAGAUUAUCGAUCAUCAGCUCGAGGAGAGAAUCGCUUGAUUUCACAGUUUCUUGUUCCAAUGAAUGACUUCUCGCUCGAUCUCCCAGCCAUAGGGGAUUAAUGUCAACGCGGCUGUGCUCAUUCUGUGAUCUUCAGGACGAGGUGAUGUUGUCGGCAGUCUCCGCCAGGCCUCGGCAUGGUAGUGGUGGCUAUGAGCAGCGCAGCCCCAUGUCCAUCCUUGAAGCUUCGUUCCUUAAUGACAGCUGCUUAUCCGAGAGUUUCAACAGCAGCUCGGGUAAUAAAAACUCAGACCAGCUGACCUUUUGUUCAAUAUAUUGCAUGAAACGAAUAUUGACCUCAAAAUAGAUCUCUUUGUCUAUAACCAUGAUGGGGUUGACUUUUGCCCAAAAGUGUGGAGACUGUGUUAAGAGUAUUAACCCCUGAUCCGCACUAGGUUCGAUUCCCAAUAUAAUUAUCCGAGAGUUUAUUUCUGCCAGAUUGAUGCGCAUCUUGUUCAAUACCUCUGCAGGAUCUACAGAAUCCCCCAAUUAUUUUAGUGCCUGCAUCUUUCGGAUCGUUCGAGUGGUGUAGAAUUUUAUUUUCAGAAAUAUGUGGGUCCGACAACGAGUUUUUUAUUUGUUAAAUUUUUAUUUGCAGAUGCUCAUCCGAAAUAUCAUUUGAUCCCAAACCGUCGGGCCCAGGUUGCGAUCACAGCUAGUUCGAUCGACGAAUCGCCCUCGUGGGACCUCGACACCGAUCUCUCUGAUUCGGGAAAGUCAACUACCACCUUCAGAAGGCCCAGCGAAAUUAAGGUUCCUGGAGCUGGAAGCUGGAACGGCUACAUCUGGGAGGUCAUCUCGAACGCGGAGCUCAUCUUCCGGGGCGCUUCACCCAUCGUCCCCCUCCUCCUGGAAACCCUAGAAACCACUGCGGAAGAACCACGGCUCAGAAGGCUCCUCUUCGACUGCAUGAUCGAGCACCUGGACGUGAAGUACGCCCAGUUUUGCGGAGCGGGAUUUAGGGCAUGGCUGAAGCUGCCCUCUCUCUGCGGGCGCGAGCUCAGGCGGGAGCUCUGCGACAAGAUCAGGGCCUGCGGAGGCCCCCGGCGGGGGAGGACCUUGGAGGAGAUGAUCGAGGAGGAAGCCAGCGACGUCAACGGGAGAUGGGCCGACUUCCAGUUCGAGGCCUUCGAAUGGGGCGUUGACUUAGAGGAUGACCUCCUACGGAUCCUUGUCAACGAGAUCGUCUCCGACCUUCUCAUCCUCUGA
Messenger RNA from Spirodela intermedia, 3350 nucleotides. The record is from the annotation of a GenBank genome assembly. NCBI's taxonomy places the organism in Eukaryota, Viridiplantae, Streptophyta, Magnoliopsida, Alismatales, Araceae.